AUGUCGUACAAGUCUGAUGGUGGCCGUAUACCCCGGCUGAGAGAGUUGGGGCAUCGAUCUCGAAACGCUUCUACACCAACGAUCGCCACCUUGCCCAGCGGUUAUGGGUCGGCGAAUUCAUCAUACUCAGGGCCACAAAUCCCAAGACUGGCGAUGCGCCCAACAAAAUCCAGAAGGGCGGCGUCGAUGUCGGAAGCAGAAGAGAACCGCCCAAUCGUUGCACAAUCAAACUUCGUCCUCUCCUCGGAUCCUCGUCCGUACAUGCCCCCCCGAGCACCCACGCACCCACCGGAAUCCUACUCCACGUUGAAUCAGCACGUGCACCGAACCCUGCAUACUCCUGUCGUACCUCAGACCCCUAUCGACAACCGCCCGCCAGUUCAAACUCGACCACGAAAUGUUUUACGGAGAAAGGCGCCUACAAUAGGUCAGCAAAACGCCAAUAGCAAGCUUCAGGCGGACUCGAUGCGGCCCAGUGGUUUGAAUGUGAUUAUUCCGAGUAUCACUGCUUCGGAUCGCCACCAAUACAGUUCAUCGCAGUCUUCCAGUCGGACAGAAUUGGCCAGGGAAUCUCGGUCGCCGAUGCUUUCUCCUGACAAAGUCACGACUGUGUCGGCGGAGCAGAAGGUACAUAACGGCCCUAAGGAGCUGGCGAGUCUUCGGACCACUAUAAAUACUCGGGACCUUGCCCCUUCCACCCCUAUAUUCCCUUCGGCAAGCACGCCAUCGACAAGAUAUUCUGGGUCGCCCGGUGUCUGGACCCAGUCCCUCACAUACCAGAUUACCGAUAUUUUCACCCCAGACGCAGAAGCCAGGACUCCCAUGUAG
This is a messenger RNA of Aspergillus nidulans FGSC A4, 828 nucleotides long. RefSeq lists its product as uncharacterized. The record is from RefSeq and is a predicted model, not a curated record. NCBI's taxonomy places the organism in Eukaryota, Fungi, Ascomycota, Eurotiomycetes, Eurotiales, Aspergillaceae. Bases 1 to 828 code for a protein of 275 amino acids. The transcript is spliced from 2 exons.